AAAUUAAGCACAGCAGAGCUUACUUCCUAAUAUGAAAUUUAUGAAACAAAAAUGUUGGUCCCAACUACUGCCAACCCUCCCCCUUCUCUUCCCACCACCAAAAGACCCAACGAGAAUCCUUGUGACGCGGGCUUCGCCACCUGUCACUCUCCCAUGUCCAUAACAACCCAAUUCAUACGACACGGCGUCUCACUUCACUAUUCCAACCAAAUAAUCAAACUUAUCGGCCACCGGAGCUGAUCAUCCCUCUUGGUUCUUCCGUCCAAAUCCCCGGAGCUCCAGAUUUCGAUUAAACUAGUAAAGGGUUGUUCUGCUUGCUGUGCUUCAUACUUUGUUUGAUUAGUUUUAUCUUGUUCACUAAAAGAAGGGAUAUUCAAAUGUGGGGCUUUGCUUCUAAUGCCAUUACGAGCAUUGGACUUAGAAGAAGUUCGUCAGAGCCGAGCCGGGUGUUAUUGGACUCCUCGGAUGAUGAAGUUUGCUCGAAUUCAAGCCGAGAGGAAGGGCUAGAAUGCCCUAUUUGCUUGGAAUCUUUCAACAUUGUCGAGAAUGUGCCCCAUGUAUUAUGGUGCGGUCAUACCCUCUGCAGAAAUUGUGUCUUGGCGCUUCAGUGGGCUGUCUUCAGAUUCUCGACUCAAAAAUUUAAGAUCCCAUUUUUCAUUUCUUGCCCGUGGUGCCACCUGUUUUCUUUGCGGCUGGUUUAUAAGGGGAAUCUAAAGUUUCCUCGCAAGAAUUUCUUCCUUCUAUGGAUGGUUGAGAGCUUCAAUGGUGAUAGGGCGAAGUUUGGUCCUGCCUUGAAUGGGGAAAAUCAACAAAUUAGUUCUCCAAGAGUCAACUUGGCUAGUGGAAAUCAAGCUGGGAAUAGUAACCUGAGGAGGAACCAUUCUAGUUGUCCUUUGCUGUCAAGGUAUAAUGGUGUUGAUGAUGGUGGCCGUGUGGACCGGCAUCAUUUCUCCCUUCACAAGUCUUUGGAUUGCUUCAUUCACAUUACAUCCAAGUUCCCAUUAGUUAUAGGGCUUCUGUUGAUUGUCUUUUGCGUAAUACCUGGCAGUGCUAUAAUCUUGGUGCUCUACUUGCUACUCACAGUUCUUUUUGCAAUCCCAUCUGCCUUGGUACUGUACUUCGCAUAUCCUACUCUGGAGAGGCUGGUGAGGGAGAUAACCUCGUGAGGCAUCAUCAGAUCCCCCACUUAUGAGAAUCUGAGGAAUAUUUGGCUCCACCAAAUCUGUCUUUCAUAUACGUUCCUACUAACUCUAGUCUUCAAUAUCCAGAGGCUUUCAAGAGCUUAUGAGGCUAGCGUUCUUGGGUAAUUUGUACUUUUGGACUUCUAACUUUGGAUGAUUGUCAUUUAUAUGUAUUUGCAAUGUACAGGAAUAGAUUUGGGAAUGCC
This is a messenger RNA of Rosa rugosa (rugosa rose), 1387 nucleotides long. RefSeq lists its product as uncharacterized. The transcript has 2 exons. NCBI's taxonomy places the organism in Eukaryota, Viridiplantae, Streptophyta, Magnoliopsida, Rosales, Rosaceae. The coding region runs from base 378 to 1166 and encodes 262 amino acids. The record is from RefSeq and is a predicted model, not a curated record.